AUGGGCGGAAAGCCGUCGACGCAGGCACCAAGCUCUCACGAGGACGAAGCUAUGGCAGAACAUAAAACAAUAUACGAGUUUACUGUCAAAGAUGCAGAUGGGAAGGACGUCUCGUUGAGUAAAUACAAAGGUCAGGUCGUCAUCGUAGUGAACGUCGCUUCAAAAUGUGGUUACACCCAUGGUCACUACACAGAGUUGAAGCAACUUCAAGACAAGUACUACAAUGAAGGUCUUCGGGUAGCUGCAUUUCCCUGCAAUCAGUUCGGCGGGCAGGUGAGCCUAUAA
Messenger RNA from Cooperia oncophora, 285 nucleotides. NCBI's taxonomy places the organism in Eukaryota, Metazoa, Nematoda, Chromadorea, Rhabditida, Trichostrongylidae. The record is from the annotation of a GenBank genome assembly.